Molecule: messenger RNA, 1080 nt
Organism: Ascoidea rubescens DSM 1968
Lineage: Eukaryota; Fungi; Ascomycota; Saccharomycetes; Ascoideales; Ascoideaceae
Gene: HEM15
Product: ferrochelatase HEM15
Exons: 1
Coding region: 1-1080 (359 amino acids)
Biological process (GO): heme biosynthetic process
Molecular function (GO): protoporphyrin ferrochelatase activity
Source: RefSeq, a predicted model, not a curated record
AUGGGUGGGCCUACAGAGAGCAAAGACACUCCUGAGUUUUUGACGAGGUUGUUUGCUGACGACGACAUCAUCAAGUUGGGUCCCUUCCAGCCCUGGGUUGCAAAAUUCAUUGUCAAGAGAAGAGCUCCCAAAAUCAUCGAACACUACAAUGAGAUUGGUGGUGGUUCCCCAAUUCUUAAAUGGUCGUCUUACCAGAAUGAGCAGUUAUGCAAAAUACUAGACCAGACAAAUCCUCAGUCUGCUCCUCACAAACCGUAUGUGGCCUUCAGAUAUGCCAAUCCGUUGUUUGAAGAAACCAUUCCACAAAUGAUUAAGGAUGGUGUUAAAAAGGCUGUAGCAUUUUCUCAGUACCCUCAGUUUAGUUACGCCACCACUGGAUCAAGCAUCAAUGAUUUAUAUAGACAAUCCAAAAAAUACGAUCCUUCAGAAUCCAUUUCCUGGUCCAUUAUUGACAGAUGGCCCGACCAUCCUUUGCUAUCAAAGACCUUUGCAAAUCACAUCACUGAUAAGCUAACUGAAUUUGAAAAUGAAGGUGUUGAUACAAAAAACGUUGCAAUUAUCUUUUCUGCCCACUCAUUGCCCCUUUACACUGUAAAUAAAGGCGACUCCUACCCAGCUGAAGUUGCUGCUACUGUUUAUAGUGUUAUGAAACAAUUGAACUUUAGCAACCCAUACAGAUUAACAUGGCAGUCCAAAGUUGGUCCUGUUCCUUGGUUGGCUCCAAAGACUGACAAAAUCGUCAACCAGCUACAUAAGAUUUACGAUGGUGUUAUAAUCGUUCCAAUUGCCUUCACUUCUGACCACAUUGAAACGCUACACGAAUUGGAUAUUGAGUUGAAAGAAGAAUUGAAAUAUCCAGACAAAGUGAAGAGAGCUGAGUCUCUCAAUGGAGACCCUCUAUUCAUUGAGUGUCUUGCUGAUAUAACCAAGACACACUUGGAUGGGUUGAACAACAGCACUGGUUCCAACAACAACCUCAAGAGAUACUCUAACCAGUUAGAAUUGGACUAUCAUUUCUUCCAGUCUGACUCCAAAAACAUUUUCAACCAUGUUUCUGAGCUCUUUAAGCCCUUCAAGUAA